Messenger RNA from Synchiropus splendidus (mandarinfish), 5088 nucleotides. RefSeq lists its product as uncharacterized. The transcript is spliced from 12 exons. NCBI's taxonomy places the organism in Eukaryota, Metazoa, Chordata, Actinopteri, Syngnathiformes, Callionymidae. Bases 256 to 3018 code for a protein of 920 amino acids. The record is from RefSeq and is a predicted model, not a curated record.
GGAGGGAGAGAAGAAGAAAGGCUGGCAGACACCAUCACCCCCCUCACAGACUGACCGACCGCCCACACUUUAGGGGGGAGAAAGUGUUGCUUUGUGAAUGAAGGGAGCGGCGAAGCUCGCAGCACAAACUUUCACUUUCUUAUUCAUCAUUCCGGACCUACCUGCCUUUCAAACUCGGCGUCUUUCGACGGUGCAGCGCGCCGCAACGGAAGCAAAGUGGCCCUACUGUUGAGACAUUUGGGGAAAAAGUGCAUCAUGCCGUUCUACGUUCUCUGUCUGUGUCUGUUCAUGGUGGGUGUACGUGGGGAGCCCUGCCUCAUCAUCAGUGAGAUCAACGCAGACAACCCAAAACUGGACACGACUGAGUUUGUAGAGCUCUACCACACCAGUGGACAGCGAGCAUCACUGGAUGGCUACACGCUUGUGUUCUAUAAUGGGAAUGGAAAUGUGGCCUAUAAGGUGUUGGACCUCAAAGGGCACAGCACAGAUGACAGAGGCUUCUUCCUGGUGGGUUCAGUGGACAUGUUGCCCAAACCUGCCAUCCUCUUGCCUCCAAACACAGUUCAAAACGGACCAGACGCCAUUGUUCUGUAUCACACAUCUGCUGCCCGCUACAAUGAAAAGAUGAACGUCACAGCAGUCGGGCUGGUGGACGCUGUUGUGUACAUGAAUCGCCGCUUGGAGGGUGGAGAGGUGCUGGCCGAGGUCCUGACGCCGGGGGAGCAGGCUUUUGUCGAGGAUGAUACCACACUUGAAGGGGAUGAGUCAAUUGAGAGGUGUUUGCUUUCUGAGGACCGCUGGGGCUUUCAAGUGUCAGCGCCAUCCCCUGGCAAGAGGAACAACUGCACUCCUCCCACCGCUUCAACAUCCGUCCCUGUCAUCACCGAGCUGAAGCUGGGUGGGGGUCAGGUGGACGGGUUCGUUGAGUUCACUGAAGCCCCUGGGGCAGGUCCAAUGGUGCUCGUCGUGUUGGACGGGAAAACGGAUAGGGUCAGUGUUAGUUUGGACAUCAUUGUGGACAUAGCGUGGAGCGGACUAAUUCCAGUUACUGUCGAAAGGCAUUACAUGAAAGGAGACGAGUCGGGUGCUGUUGCCAUCUACAGCGGCACGGCGGCAGAGUUCCCCGUGGGCAGUCCUCUGAGCCAGGUCCAGCCCCUGGACGCCUUUGUGUUUGCUGGACCUGGGAAAAGGCCGAGCGCCAACCUCACAGAGACGCUCAUCCCCGGGAGACAACCGUAUCAGCUCAGCAACAGUCUGCGAGAGGGAGGCUACUACCUGAGUCGCUGCGGCGUGGCCACAUGGACCAGAGACCCGGGUGUGUUCUGGGAGGCUCCACAAACUCCUGGUCAGCCAAACCAGUGUCCUUGGCCGAAAAUCUGCCCCCAUGGCAUUUUUAUUCCAGGGGGGACAGAUGCGCCCCCACACCUCCCCCCUUGGGGAACCAGCGACUUCCUCAUCAACGAGCUGAACACCGACUCUCCCGGGGCAGCAGAGGACGCAGAGUAUAUUGAGCUCUGGCACCCGUCCGGCCGGCGCGUCUCCCUGCAGGGCAUCUGGAUUCUUCUGUUCAGCGCCCACAACAACAAACCCUACAGAGAGAUCAGUCUCAGCGGGCACUUCACCACCUCCAGAGGCUACUUCCUGCUGGGGAGUGACCGUUUGGUACCAGCACCAUCUCUUCGCCUUCCUCCAAACACCAUCCAGAACGGGCCUGAUGCUGUGGCUCUCUAUAGGAGUCCUUUUGGACCACCCUCAGUUACACAGAGAGGCAUUCCCACCAAAGGACUCCUGGAUGCAGUGGUCUACAGGCAGAGAGGCUCUGAUAAGGAGACUCUGGAGCUGAGUAGAGCGUUGACUCCAGGUCAACUCCCCCUGCUAGAGGAUUCUGGCGUCCUCCCUGGCGAUGAGGCUCUUAGCCGCUGCAGAGGCUUAUACCCACAUGACCUGUCUGCUUUUUCUGUGGCUCCACCCACACCUUUACGAGAGAACAGCUGUCCUCGUCCUCCACCAGCUCCAGAAGGUGUGGUCAUCAGUGAAGUGUCCAGCAGGCACUGGACCAAUCACAGUCAACAGAGGGCCUUUGUGGAGCUCCACGGUUCCCCACUGACUGAUCUGCGUGGCCUGGUGCUCACGCUGUUCGAUCAAGAACGAAGUGGAACCACACUGUCCAUUCCUCUGACCGGGUUCAUUGGCAGGGAUGGAUUUUACGUGGUGGGAAAUGUGACAGAAGCUGAUCAGACAUUCCCAGAUGGCUCCACGGUUCCUGUGCGCGGUGCUGCAGUCCUGUGCUAUGACUUGUACAGUGUCUGCAGAGCUGGAAAUGCUUUGACCAACUCCAGUCUCAGAGAUGUUUUGGUGUUCAGUGAAAACCAGCGGUUGCUCUCCUCCUUGUCCACCACUAGAGGGAGACAAGUGAUUCCUGCUCUUCGGUCUGUAGCUGGUGGCCCAGUCUCACUCAGCCGCUGCGCAUGCUGUGAAGUCCGAAGCCCCUCCUCCUGGACCAGCUCCUCGCCGACUCCCCGAAGUAACAAUAUUUGUCCGAGCACCAACUUCUCGAGUCAGAUUGAGCUCUGCCUACCACCACCCAGCGAUAGGUGGGAAGAUUGCAGUUCUCUUGCUAAGGGGAGGAAAGUCGAGGAGGCGGUGGACUAUCUGGAGCAGAGGUGUCGCUGUGGGAUUUCCACCUUAUAUCUACAAGCUGCAAACGUUUCUUGUCUGUCGGGUUGGCUGAAAGUUCAAGGAUCGAUCCAUGCUCUGUCAGCCCACCAGAGGACCCUCAUCUCACGGACAUCGCUAGAGAACACUUCAGCUGCUCAGAGAGAAGCAUGUUCUUCUCCAACUACCGACCGCUUCACAGGCCAUGCCUCAACCCUGGGCUGGCAGAUUGGUCUGGUCGUAGCUCUUCUGCUCGUGGGAUUAGUUGCUGCCCUGUUUGCCUAUUUCUACAGGAGGAGGCGUCCGCUGGACUAUUUCACCAUGGAGCUGAACGAGCAUGCUGAAGGUCUCUCGGAUCUAUAAUGACACGUUUCUCAGAGAGGACUUCUGAGCAAAGCAAAACAAAAAACUGGUCAGUGAAAAGACUCUUCCACUCACCACCACCUGAAAGCAUUUAAGUGAUCUUCAAAGACUGAUGUUCAUCGGAACUGCUUGUCUGUUACUGUUGCUUCCAGUGGGCAACAUGGCAACGGCAACUUGAUUUAAAAAAAGAAUGAAAAACUAAAGAAAAAAAGGAAUAACUGCUGAAUGUGAACAGUGCUCUGUGCUACUCUUGAGGAAAAGACUGCUACUUGUGUGGGGGAAAAAAACCUUUGUGUUUCAGUUGUAUUUUUCUAGAGGAUGAUGACGAUGAAGAUCACGCCACUGCAUUCUUACUGUAAUGUCCUGUUUCCCUCAGCAACAUAUAUUUUAGAUGCAUUUCCUCUUUGCUCUUAAUUAGAAGAUUUUUUGAUGUUGCUAUGAGCACAGAAGGUACUUCUUGCUGCUCGGGUUCUCGGUCUGUGUAAAGCAGCUGUUGAUGGUCACUGACAGUGUUUACCGUCCACCGUGUUGCCUCGUGUUCUGGGUCCAUGUUGUGAUCUUCUGUAAGCUUAUGUAGAAUUUGACGACAGCAUAGCUCAGCUGUCCUUCAUUUCAGUUUUAGCAAACCUAACGUUUCGAUGACAACCCAUUGAUAAAGUAUAGACACAUGGAAGUCAUGCUGUUGCUCCGUCUCUAAUUGGUAACCGUUGACUGUAAGUCAAUAGUUGCUGGAAAAAGUUCUAACAUUUGUGAAAUACUUAUUCAAAUGAGCUGUGUCUUUUCCAUCUAACAGAAACACUGCAGCUCUGAAAGCUCAACAAAAAGACUGCUUUAAGGUUUUUCAACACUCAGCGACAAUCAACGAAAGAUUAUAUUGUAAAAACUACGUUCAAAAACUACAUCAUUUUCCCUCUCGUGCUCAAAUCUGUUGGUCACUUCAUCACUCCGUCUGGAGUCUGUAUGGCUAGUUUUAGCGAACACGUUUUUGCUCAGAGCCUAUUGACAGUUCAGUUGGAGGACAAGAUGGAUUUAAAACUCCCCUGAUCUUUGAGUUAAGGACAGCUUGACAUGAACAUUUCUAAUCGCUGUUGCUUUUGUUCACUGCCAAGAAACGGUCAAUCAAUCUCUAAAGUAGUGACCAUCACCGAGUUCUUCAUAUGGACUGAAAACCACCAGCAAUUCUGAAGUGGGCACCAUCAACUCUUCUUCACUCAGAUGCGGCUCUUUAUUUUAGCUCUAACAAUCUGCUGAUCUUUCUAAUAGACACUUUAGUUCAGUGAAUAAAUGCAUAUUCAUGAUGAUAAAUGAGUCGUCUUUUACUUCAACCAUACUUAAAAUGUAUACAUGCAUAAUUUUUGUGCGAAGAAUAAAGGCAAUCUUUCCGUCUAUUCCCAAGCUUCUCCAUUAGGGGUCUGUGCUUCAGCUCACCUGUCAAACUGAUGAAACCCAUUGAACUUCACAAGUUCAAAAGUCUUGAGUGACAUUUUUAUGACGAGUUUUCCGUGAGAGGUGUUUGUUAAAGUCUUCCAGAACAUUUCCGAGAGCGAAAGUUUUGAUUUCUGUCAGAGGCCCAAACAAACCUUCUGAUCUGCAGGCUGUCACACAUUAACAAAGAGAAGAUUUAUUUGUGUUUCUGCUGACUGCAUCUUUGUUCAAAAAUGCCACAGAUUAAUCCGAUUACUUUCAAUUGGAGUUUCACUCUCUAUAGCUAGUAACUUGCAUAAAAUGUUCAAAGUAUAUUGUUGUGUAUUAGUCAGUAGUUGUUUUUAACUCGGGACCAACAUGAUUUCACAAAAGUGCUAUUGACUGAUAUGUAAGGUGUGAGAGUAUUUUUGCUGUGUGACAGAAGUUCAGGGUGCGUGAGCCUGUGGGGAGUCCUCAUGAAGGCGAGAGAAGAAUAACUCCUGAAGAUGCUUUUUAUCGUGACAGUGGAGUGUCAGAAGGCAACACAAGAAAAUGAAAGAUAGAUUGAUGUGUCAGAUGUGUAUUUGAAUAAAUUCUCUGUCAAAUAUGUAAUAUUCAUGUCUGCAAUUCCAGUGUUAUUCAAAAUGCCUUGUAUAAAUAAAGAUG